Messenger RNA from Opisthocomus hoazin, 1228 nucleotides. NCBI's taxonomy places the organism in Eukaryota, Metazoa, Chordata, Aves, Opisthocomiformes, Opisthocomidae. The record is from RefSeq and is a predicted model, not a curated record.
UGCAGAGCUAAGGGAGAACAGUCGUGCUGUGGGUAGAGUGUGUUAACUGAAAGCAUGUUGGCUACCAAGCUGUCCCGGCCUCUCCUGAACUUCUCGGUGAAAGCCCUGAAUUUCAAGGACACGAGGAAUGGCUUCAGGCCUGUGCAAAGAUUUUGCUUCCCUCUCUCGUCCCCACAUGGCAGCCGCUCUUAUGCAAGUGAAGUUGAUCAGAUUGGCAGCAGAGCUGUGCUUAUAACAGGUUGCGACUCAGGGUUUGGGUUUACCUUGGCCAAGCACCUGCAUACCAAAGGCUUCAUUGUUUACGCUGGCUGCCUGCAAAAGGACAAGGGAGAUGGUGGCUCCAAGGAUCUGGACAACAUGAACAGCGAUCGAAUGCGAACCGUCCAGCUCAAUGUCUGUGACAGCAAGGAAGUGGACCGAGCAGUGGAGCACGUGAAUAACAGCCUGGAGGACCCAGAGAAAGGGCUCUGGGGGUUGGUUAACAAUGCUGGGAUCUCCACAUUUGGGGAAGUGGAGUUCACAAGCAUGGACACCUACAUGGAAGUAGCUGAAGUGAACCUGUGGGGGACUGUGCGAACCACCAAGGCUUUCCUCCCGCUCAUCCGGAGGUCAAAGGGUCGCGUGGUGAACAUCAGUAGCAUGAUGGGUCGGAUGGGCAGUCCUGCCCGGUCACCGUACUGCAUCACCAAGUUUGGCGUGGAAGCCUUCUCCGACUGCCUGCGGUACGAAAUGCAGCCCCAGGGAGUGACGGUCAGCAUCGUGGAGCCUGGCAACUUCAUAGCUGCCACCAACCUGUACAGCCCUGAGCGAAUCAAAGCCAUAGCCGACAAGAUGUGGGAAGAGCUCCCUGAGAUAGUGCGCAACGACUAUGGCAGGGAGUACUUCGACGAGCAGGUCAGCAAGAUGAAGACGUACUGCAACAGCGGCUCGACAGACUCCUCGCCGGUCAUCGAAAGCGUCGCCCACGCGCUCACCGCCACGGCCCCCUACACCCGCUACCACCCCAUGGAUUACUACUGGUGGCUGCGCAUGCAGAUCAUGACGCACAUGCCUGCUGCCAUUUCGGAUCGGCUCUAUGUCUACUGAGGCCUCGCGCUCCUAGGCUACCCAGGUGGGAAAUUGGUUCUAAACAGAGCAUUGUACACACUUUCCAUUAGUCCUUUUUAAAUUUUUCUAACCUCAUUUCAGAGUACUGUAUUUUAGCUCUAGAGGGUUCAUUUAAACAUCU